This is a messenger RNA of Melampsora larici-populina 98AG31, 675 nucleotides long. RefSeq lists its product as uncharacterized. The transcript has 2 exons. NCBI's taxonomy places the organism in Eukaryota, Fungi, Basidiomycota, Pucciniomycetes, Pucciniales, Melampsoraceae. The coding region runs from base 1 to 675 and encodes 224 amino acids. The record is from RefSeq and is a predicted model, not a curated record.
AUGUCAAUGGAGAUGAGUGGGGUCCAACAGGUAGUGAACGAUCCAGUAACGUCUAAAGAGAUAAUCCAGAUCAAAUCAGAGAUGGCGGAGAAAAGUUUAGGAGAUAUUAGAGAAGAAGAAGAUUUGGUUUGGAUAGGUCCAGAGAGACAGGAGGGUCAUUCAACAAGGACUCCCUCGAAACCUGUGAACAAGGCGAAGCCGGACUCGAGGCCUUUGAUUGAUCAACUUGCGGAGGCACUGGAGCUAGGUAGUGAUGGGGAGUUGACGGAGUUGAGGAAGGAGUUUAGAGAGCAAGCAGAGGAAAUCAGGUCGAGAGGAAAAGAAAAGAGAGAGGUGGAAGGAGGUAAAGGGAGGAGUAAGAAGGAGAAGAAAGGAAGGAAGGAGAGGAAGAGGGGGAAGAAAUCUGAGAAGGGGAAGAGAAGUAGAAAAUCGUCACCUUCAUCUUCCAAGGAGGAAUCCUCUUCGUCGUCAGAAUCAGAACCUCCGAAGACACCAAAGAAAUCAGCCGGUUUAGAAGGAGAAGACUCUUCAACGGAAUCCGGAUCUUCAGACUCGUCAGAUGAAGAAACGGAAUCAGAAUCUGCGAAAGGAAAGGUGAUCAAGAAGGAAAAACCGCUCACCUGGUCCUUCAAGAAAAUUUCCAACUUCGACCUACCAGAUUUACCCCCACAAUAG